AUGUCAGUUGUUAAAGCAUGGUCAAAUUCGGAUGUUCUUGCAUUUCUGGAUGAGCAUGGAUUAUCAUCGUUCGCAUCAAAAUUUAUCGAUAAGACAAAAGUAAAACGUAACUUCAGCGGUUUUCGUACACACAUUAGGCAAAUUCAUAGCUGUAGCCCUGUGUUUCAACUUAAAUGUCCUAAAUGUGAGGAUGGGAAAAUCUUAGUCAGUCACGAAGCUUGGAGAAAACAUUUACAACGUAAACAUGGACCGGAGCAGCCAGAAACAUCGUUGAAUAAAUUUUCGAGAUUAUUUCAGUCGAGUGAAGAUGCGCACGAUAAUUUUUUAUGUUCAGAAAAUGCAGUCUCAUUCGAGGAUAAUCCUUCUCAAAACAGUGAUACCGAAGUACAACAAUCGUAUCCUGUAGAAGAUUUGAACAAACUUUAUUUACAUCUUUUGCUACAAUUAAGAGGUGAAGCUAUGUUAAGUGCUAGAACAACUCAAUUAGUUAGCAGUUCGUUAGAAAACGUUGUUGAGAGCAUUGUUGAGUCAGUUUUACAAACAUGUGCUAUUUCACGAGAUAGUCCCGAAAUUCAGCAUUUGUUAGGUUCUAUAACAUCUAUGUUUAGAGAAACCAACCCGAAUGAAUAUACAUUUAUGAAAAACUGCGACGAGAAAUUUAAUUUAGUACGUCCAGUAGAAGUUUUUUUACCUGAUGGAGGAUCUUUUGUCUAUGUUUCUAUUAAGUCAAUCUUGUCUCAUAUGUUAAAAAAUAAUGAAUUUUUCUGCGGGUUAAAGCAUGGUCUGAAACAAAACAAAUUGUAUGAAGAUACGGAUUUUAUGUUCUCGUACAGAGAUGUAGCGUCAUAUGAUGAUUCGAAAGCUGGAGCAUUUGAUGAAUCGGCAAGACAAACUCUGGAUGACGAUUUUACAUCUAAAGAACAUAUUGAUGAUUUAAAAAAAUUGGCCUUAGCAUCAAAUUCACAAAAAAUUGAUAGUGUAUUAGCUAAAAGUCGAUUAACAUUUGACUAUCGACUACAUUUCUUACAAUCUGGAAAGAGUGUUGCUGAUUAUUUAUCCGAUAAGAGCUAA
This is a messenger RNA of Didymodactylos carnosus, 1071 nucleotides long. The record is from the annotation of a GenBank genome assembly. Lineage: Eukaryota; Metazoa; Rotifera; Eurotatoria; Philodinida; Philodinidae.